GGUGCCGGUGCGGUUGUCGUUGUGGUGGUGGUUGUGGUGGUGGUGGUGUUGGUGUGCUGCCAUGAACCGUAACCCCUCGCCACCUUCCAGCGAGGUGGAAGAGGAGGAGGACGCGGUGGGAAAUACGGUGUACAGCAAACACUGGCUGUUCAGCAUCCUCACCCGCCUCAUCGAGGUCAUUAGCCCUGAGAAGACAGAGCCCAUCGCGAGUCCCGAGGGAAUCCAGAUGGAGCUGGACGAGGAGAUGGAGAAUGACAUUUGUAAAGUGUGGGACAUGUCGAUGGAUGAGGAUGUCGCUUUAUUUCUUCAGGAAUUCAAUGCCCCAGAUAUAUUCAUGGGAAUUUUUGCCAAGUCAAAAUGCCCUCGCCUUACUGAAAUCUGUGUGGGAAUAUUAGGAAAUAUGGCCUGUUUCCAAGACAUAUGCAUGUCCAUUAGUAAAGAUGAGAAUCUUGGCCAGGUGCUACUGCAGCGUUUGUGUGACACAGACUCCCCAACUCUUCUGGAAACAAGCAGGUUGUUGUUGACUUGCCUCUCCCAGCCUGAGGUGGCCAAUAUCUGGGUUGAGAGAAUCCGAGAGAACCCUUCUGUGUGUGACUGUGUGUGCUUUAUCAUGUCCAGCUCUACAAAUGUUGAAUUGCUGGUAAAAGUAGGAGAAGUGGUGGACAAACUCUUUGAUCUAGAUGAGGAGCUAAUGUUGAACUGGAUUAAAAAUGGCACUUGUCCAUCUGUGGGACCAUCUGUAGAUGAUUCCCCUGAAGAACUUCCAGAUUUUAAGAUUGUGCCUUGUAUACUUGAAGCAGCCAAACAAGUCCGAUCAGAUAAUCCGGAAGGACUUGAUGUUUAUAUGCAUAUUUUGCAGCUCCUGACCACGGUGGAUGAGGGUAUUCAGGCUAUUGUGCAGGCUCCUGAUGGAGGAAAAGAGACUUGGAGUUUGCUGUAUGACCUUGUUUGCCAUGACCUUUGCCAGCCAGAUGAUCCACCGAUCAUCGUGCAGGAGCAGAAGACUGUAUUGGCCUCUAUUUUGUCUGUGCUGUCUGCUAUGUUUGCUUCACAGACAGAGCAAGAAUACACCAAGAUGAGGAAAAAUAUGCCUCUGAUUGGCAGCUUGAUUCGUAUCUUACAAUACAUGGAGGGCUGUGGGAAGAGAGCUGGUGAUAGCUCAAAGGAGUCUGAACAAGAAGAGACUGGAACAGCUGAUGUAAAUGACAAAGAUUUCCAUUUAAAAAUUUUGAAGGAUAUUUGCUGUGAAUUACUUUCCAAUAUGCUUCAAGAAUUGACCAAGGAAAAUACGUUAGAAGGACUACACCAGGGGCAUUUAAAUGAGGAGGCAUGUUCCUGUGCAUUUCAGAACCUCUUACCUCUGUAUUUUGCAUCAGUGGAGAGUUUCCUUGAAGUUCUGCGUGAGGCUGAUCAGACACUUGCUGAUAAUCUAGAAAAACGUUUCCCAAGCCUGAAGGUUCACUCCUAAGAAUGUACAUGAAAUGUUUUCCUUCUUUGGAAUGAAGAUUUUAACUGUUUUAUUACAGUGUUUCAGAAAUCAAGUUUUCAGUAAAUGCAGAAGAAUGAGGCAACCUCCUUAGCAACAGGUGGCUUUUAAGAAGUCUUCCAGGUAGCCCUGAUUAACCUAGGGUUGAUCUGUUCUCUAUGGGGAAGGAAACAACUGUAAAUUCAAUUCUGUAUCUUCCAUCCUGUUUGCUCUGGUGGUGAGGAACUGUUGAUUUCUGAUUGCUCUUCUGUACAUAGGCUUGUUUUGUUGUUUUUUUUUAAUAGCUCCUGAUUCUAUGCUUUUCAACUUAAGUUGAAACAGCAACAUGAAUGAACUGAACUGAGUAGUUAUUUGUAACGUGAUGCUGGUUUCUUCUAAGUUGCUGUUGGCAAAAGGGUUGGUAGGAAAUCCUGGAUGUCCUCUGCUUAAGGGUCUUUAAGCACCUGAUAAAAACAGAGUUAAAUUACACAGACUUAUUUGCAUUUUCCUUUUGUUUUUCUUUUUCUUUACUCUUACAGAUCAUAUCAGCAGCUUGAGCAGGUAUUCUAUUAGAAAUGUUUCAUCCUGGUCCUUUAAAAUCUUCACACUUCUUACACUAAAACCUCUUCUAUACUGUAGUUCUGGGUUGUGGCAUCUAUGUCCUGUGCAGUUUAAAGGACUUGAGAAUAUGGUUACCAAUGGUCUAUGCUGCAGCUUCCAACUAUUGCAGCCAGUCUAGAGUUAGACUUGUAGGUCAGGUUUGGUUUUAACCUGUGGUGUACUUGCAAGCUUCCUGCUUUUUAAAGCACUUCAGUUUCAGGGGAGAUUAAGGUGUUAGGUCCCUUGCAGUAAAGCCUGUCUACAUUCUUCUAAAAAUCUCACUUUUAAUUAUAUUCUAUUUAACUGCGUUACAUUUUUAGAUCACAUGCCUGCAUGCAGUGCAACUAACAUUUUCUGUGUCUGAAAAGACAGUACAGUAACACAUCAGCUUCAUUGAUUCUAUAAAUAAAAAUGGAAAACAGUUGGUCUUUAUAAGGCUUGAGAUGUAAAAGAAAAUGGAAACCAGAGCAUAGAGAAUAACUUAGUACCAUAUACCUAUUCUCUGGCUCUCCAGGUUUUUAUAGAAAUCAAGUGCUGGGCCAUGUUUUGUUUGCCCUGAGUUACCUGUACAUAUGGUAGAAUACAGUAUGUGUAUAUAUAUAUAGCCUUUUAAUCCAGACUUCCAGUUUUCAAAAACUGCUAUUUAAUCAUUCCUUUGGGCUGCCAGCAGCAUCUUAUUUGUCAGCAGGGGCUUUAGAAUUACAAAUAUUUGGCUUGUGUCACCAAAUGGAAUUGCCCUGGUUUCUAUCCAUUUUUGUAUGUUAACGUAUAUUGAAGAAAACUGGUAACUGUGAAUAGGAUGACAGCAUUUUUCAUACUACUUUGAUAGUUUUGGGGUAUUUUCUUAAACCUACAGAUUUGUAAUAAAGUUUCUUUUUUAAAAAACACCUGUACACUUUCCUUCAUUUUAAGUGUCAAUUAGAUUUGUUUUCUGAGCCACUGGAAAUAUCUGUUACUCUCAAGUAUGUCAUUUGUAAGAGGAAAACUGAACCUCUUUGUAGUGUUAAUGUCCUGUAAAAUACCUUAUCCUCCAUUGGAUAUUCAUUUUAACUGUCCCUUGCUUCUUUCUUAGCAAUUUCUAAGGUGUGGAAGUUAAUGUGUCUUUCAUCUAGCUGGUAACAUUUUUCUCAGCUCAGUUUGUCCCCUGGUGUAUCAAAAGUAACUUUAUGACAGUCCACCACAGUUAAGAAUUAUUUCUGGGUCGUGUCUUUUGAAAUUUGAUGUAGUUGAAAUUUUUCAGUAGUUGUUUACUGUAAUACACAAAAAAGCUGAGCAGAGAUCUGUUAUUUUGUUUCUUCUUCAUUUCAAUACACAAAUAUCCAGUAUUGGCUGAUUAACUGUUAAAUGUGGUAUCAGUAAUUACAACAAGUAGGUGAGAUACAUGAUUUCCCUGAUAAAAUUAUUGCCUGAGUGGGAUGAUACCUAAUGCUUGUCAUGCAGUAGAAAAAAUGGCCGAUGUUAGUGGGAAAGCAGCUGAGUCCCAUCUUUGUGCUCUUCUGUGACAUAAGAAGCUAUAGGAACGGGUCAGUCAGCCUUGCUUCAGCAGGAUGGUAAUUCAGGAAUGCCGGCAAUUUUUAUUUUUGAUAAACAUGGUGAAAUGGAAACUAAAUUCCCCUUUUUCCCCACCAGACAGCUCUUCUUUUGUGGUCUGUGCUGCAUGGGUGGGCCACCACUGCCUUUAGGAGCAAGGGGCUGGUGCCAGCUGAAUGCAAGGUAAAGGCACAGUGUUUUGGCAUUCAGGGUUGGAAGAAACAGUGGUAGCAGGUGAACAGUGUGUUUGGAAAUGCUGUGCAUGUAUUUCAUCAUCUUGCCAGCAGGGACCUCCCUUAGCCUGUGCUUUGUAAGCAUCACAUCUGGUUUUUGAGGGGGUGUGUGUGUUGGGGGCAUGUUUGGUUUUUUGUCGUUUGGGGUUUCUUUGUUUCCUCUCCUAGCUGUGCUUUUGACACCAGCUGGCAAGCCACAUCUCUCUGAGCUAGUUGAUUUGAGAAUGGGUGUCUGUCCACAAGCAGGUGAACAGCUUUAUUCCAGACCCAAGAUCUGAUUACCUCCAUAACAGUGCCCUUUGGGGAAAAACGAGAAGUGCUUGUCACUGCAAAGCUCUGAACAAGAAGCAGGUAUUACAAGUAUUGAACUAAACUAACCGAAACUCAGUCCUGCUUCGAUAGAACUGGAUGUCAACUGUGACAUGAGAACACCUAGAAAAUAGAGGUAGAAAUCAGACUGGAAGGCCUUAUUUUAAAUUAGGCUUAAUAGAUCCACAUAAUAAUUUCAAUAAAAUAUAGGAUUCUAACUCUUUUUGACUCGCAUUUUAUGUAUAUUUGGCAACUUUAUCCUACAUAGUAACUUUUCUGGAGGGGCAAAGCACUGUAAAACCAAAUAAAUGUAAUAUUUGGAGAAAAAAACAAUUAUAUUAGAAUGCUUCAUUUGUUCUCUUGACAGUGUGAGGUUGCUGCUGCUGUUGAUAACCUAAUGCUUGCCCAAUAUUCAUGUCACAAACCUGUGCUUUCUGGUAGACUCAGCCAUAUUCAGUUCACUCUUCCUUUUUGCCAUUACUUUUUUAGUUCUUAUUUUCUUGUAACUGCUGUGGUGGUUAAUUUUUCUGUAAGAUUAUGUGUUAAGAUUGACCGCUUGUAACUCUCUUUGGCUGUAACUAAGAUAACUGAAACAAAAUAAAACCCAAACCCAGAAAAA
Molecule: messenger RNA, 4756 nt
Organism: Melopsittacus undulatus (budgerigar)
Lineage: Eukaryota; Metazoa; Chordata; Aves; Psittaciformes; Psittaculidae
Gene: SAAL1
Product: serum amyloid A like 1
Exons: 12
Coding region: 62-1468 (468 amino acids)
Biological process (GO): positive regulation of synoviocyte proliferation
Cellular component (GO): nucleoplasm
Source: RefSeq, a predicted model, not a curated record